ACACGCAUCUUACUGGAUAUCUUCAUCUUAUAUAAUUCUUAAGCCCCCCCCCCCCUUGUUUUGUGACUGAGAAAUUUGUAGCUACCUAGCUAGCUAGAUCAGAUCAAGCAAUUUUCUUUAGAUUUAAUUACCCUUUUACCCUUUUCAUUUCUUCACCCCCUUCUCUCGUGUGUGCUGCUGGAUGCCAACUUCACUUGAUCUUCCUCUUCAACUGCUUGGUUUUAAGGCCAGUUAACCGGCUAAAUGGGGAAGAUACAAAUUUGUUUUGUGCUUCUUAUGUUAUUUGCUUAUUUAAUUACCGCGAAGGCAGAGAUAUACAUAGUAACUGUUGAAGGGGAGCCUGUAAUAAGUUACAGAGGUGGCAUUGAUGGUUUUGCAGCCACUGCCGUGGAAUCGGAUGAGGAGCUUGAUGUCACCAGUGACUUGGUUACUUCCUACCGGCACCAUCUUGAGCAGAAACAUGACAUGCUUCUUGGAACACUUUUUGACCAUGGGACGUACAAGAAGCUCUACAGUUAUCGACAUUUAAUCAAUGGAUUUUCAGUCCAUAUUUCUCCUGAACAGGCAGAAGCUCUUAGACAAGCUCCUGGCGUGAAGUCUGUUCACCGGGAUUGGAAGGUCAGGAGACUGACCACACACACUCCUCAAUUCUUGGGGCUCCCAACUGGAGUAUGGCCUACUGGGGGUGGCUUUGAUAGGGCAGGAGAGGACAUUGUGAUAGGAUUUGUGGAUUCUGGAAUCUUCCCCCGCCAUCCAAGCUUUGGAAGCCACAACACCUUUGGCCCUCUUCCAAAGUACAGAGGAAAAUGUGAAGUUGAUCCAGAUACAAAGAUGGAGUUCUGUAAUGGGAAGAUUAUUGGAGCCCAACACUUUGCUGAAGCUGCAAUUGCAGCUGGUGUAUUUAAUCCUGCGAUUGAUUUUGCUUCUCCACUGGAUGGUGAUGGACAUGGAAGUCAUACUGCCGCUAUUGCCGCUGGAAAUAAUGGGAUUCCUGUGAAUAUGCAUGGCUAUGAAGUCGGUAAAGCAAGUGGGAUGGCUCCUCGUGCAAGGAUUGCUGUGUACAAAGCACUCUACAGGCUUUUUGGGGGGUUUGUCUCCGACGUAGUAGCUGCCAUUGAGCAGGCUGUUCAUGAUGGUGUGGACAUUCUUAAUCUCUCUGUGGGCCCGAAUGGUCCUCCAGCUACCACAAAGACCACAUUUUUAAAUCCUUUUGAUGCUGUACUUCUUUCUGCCGUGAAAGCUGGAGUUUUUGUUGCACAGGCAGCUGGAAAUGGGGGCCCUUUCCCAAAAACAGUGUUGUCCUACAGUCCAUGGAUAGCAUCUGUAGCUGCUGCAGUUGAUGAUCGUACAUAUAAAAAUCAUUUGACCCUGGGAAAUAAGAAGAUACUUCCUGGAAUAGGCCUGUCACCUGCUACUCAUGCCGAUAGAACAUAUACCUUGGUUGCAGCAAAUGAUGUUCUCUUGGAUUCCUCAGCAUUCAAGUACAGCCCUUCAGAUUGCCAGAAGCCGGAGGUGUUAAACAAGAACUUGGUAGAGGGAAACAUUCUUCUUUGCGGUUAUUCCUUCAACUUUGUUGUUGGUACUGCAUCAAUUAAAAAAGUCUCGGAAACCGCCAAGAGUCUUGGUGCAAUUGGGUUUGUUAUUGCUGUUGAAAAUUCUUCACCAGGAACAAAAUACGAUCCAGUUCCUGUUGGUCUUCCAGGGAUACUCAUCGCAGAUGUUAGCAAGUCAAUGGAGCUUAUAAACUACUAUAAUAUCUCUACAUCAAGAGAUUGGACUGGACGAGUAAGGAGUUUCAAAGCAGUAGGAAGCAUAGGAGAUGGCAUGAGGCCGAUACUCCAUAAAUCUGCACCACAAGUAGCAUUGUUCUCAGGCCGAGGACCCAAUAUCAAAGAUUAUAGCUUUCAGGAAGCAGAUCUUCUUAAACCAGAUAUUCUAGCUCCUGGUUCUUUAAUUUGGGCUGCUUGGUCACCAAAUGGGACUGAUGAAGCAAAUUACAUCGUUACAUUUUCUCAAGAAAAUUGCUUUCAGAACAACGUUUUGACGUCAUAUAAUUCCGCCAACCUAAGUUACCCGGACACGGGUAUGGGUAUCGGACAUGGGUACAGAUCCAAGAGUCAGAUUCGUAGUUUUAGGAUAAUUAGGAUUCGUGGACAUGGAUCCGGAAUUAGACUCGGGUACGGGGACUUGAUACUUAAGCUCCACGCAAGUGCUGGAUUUGCUAUGAUAUCUGGGACUAGCAUGGCUGCACCACAUAUAGCAGGAAUUGCUGCUCUCGUAAAGCAGAAGCACUUUCACUGGAGUCCUGCAGCCAUCAAAUCAGCCUUGAUGACAACAUCAACUACUCUUGACAGGGCAGGGAGGCCUCUUCAAGCCCAACAAUAUUCUGGUUCCCAAACCGUGUCACUUGUCCCAGCUACACCUUUUGAUUAUGGAAGUGGCCAUGUAAAUCCCAGAGCUGCUUUGGAUCCCGGGCUCAUAUUUGAUGCUGGUUAUCAAGAUUAUCUAGGCUUCUUAUGCACUACACCUGGAAUUGAUUCUCAUGAGAUACAGAAUUACACGAGCUCGCCGUGCAACUACACGCUUGGCCAUCCAUCUAACCUAAACUCUCCAUCUAUAACAAUUUCCCAUCUUGUUGGAACUCGUACUGUCACACGUACGGUGACAAAUGUUGCUGAGGAAGAAACUUAUGUAAUAACAGCUAGAAUGGAGCCAGCCGUGGCUAUUGCUACUAACCCUUCCGCUAUGACUCUUAGACCUGGUGCAUCAAGGAAAUUCUCGGUCACCCUUACAGCUAGAUCCUUGACCGGUACAUACAGCUUUGGAGAGGUCUUGUUAAAAGGAAGCAGGGGACACAAGGUCAGGAUCCCUGUAGUAGCUAUGGGUUAUGAGCGGUAGUUCCGGGGGUGGGGAUCUCACUUAUUAUGGAUGUGAUAUUCUUUGUAAUAUGUGGCAAUAAGGUAUUUUACAAUAAAUGUUUUUAAAUAAUGAUGAUAUACAUAUAUAAUAUGAAAAUGUAAAAAUUAGUAGUCAAGUGGGGAGAACUUUACGUUUAUCCUAUUAAGUUUUGACAAGUGGAUUUGUAAUAUGGUGGACAGCCUUGUAUUUUCCCCAUUACAGAAUUUAUAAAACAGUAGCCUUUGGGGUUGCACUCUA
Molecule: messenger RNA, 3156 nt
Organism: Daucus carota subsp. sativus
Lineage: Eukaryota; Viridiplantae; Streptophyta; Magnoliopsida; Apiales; Apiaceae
Product: subtilisin-like protease SBT2.6
Exons: 12
Coding region: 244-2898 (884 amino acids)
Biological process (GO): proteolysis
Molecular function (GO): serine-type endopeptidase activity
Source: RefSeq, a predicted model, not a curated record